AUUUUCUAAAAAUCUGCGCCAUUGCUSGAAUGGAUUCUUCUCCUAAAAUGUUUUUUUCUUUUUUGGCAGCCGUUUCUCCAUGAGCCAUAGAUGAAUAUCAUGAACGUCCAAGGUCAAAUUUAAAAUGACAAGUAAARUCUAAAUUCAAAGUAUGGCAGAAAACGUGCCCUUUGACUGGAGGCACGAGAUGGAUGGGGAUGGCUGGUCUAUUCCAGAGCAGUCGAAAUCUAUCGAAGUCUUGUUCAGGUUUGCUAAUGAUCACUACAAAAACAAGAACUAUGACGAGGCUUUGCAGUAUUAUGGUCUUAUACUCAAGCGAGCAAAAGAAGCGACCGAUAACCAGGCUGAUAGUAAUGCGGUGUACGCUUUCAUGAAGAGCCUUUAUAUGAUCUCACGAUGUCAAAUGGAAAUGGGAAAUUAUGAGGACGCUUUAAAUAACGCUGAAAUCGUUUGCAAGAUGGUCGUUUCAAAUUGCCCUGACAAGGUUCACAUACCAGAGCAAUUGAUGAUUGAGCUCAAGGAACGCCGUGACGAUAUCAUUGGUGCUUUCAUUUUGGCUCUAAUAUUCAAACAACUUCAUCCAUCGAACCCUCAAUAUGGAAAACUUUUAUCCAACAUCCAAGAAAAAGUUGAAGAAUCCUUCACAAAGCAGAGUGGYGUGAUCAACAACACGUUCGACAUUCUCAUGAAGAAGGGCAAAAAGCUGUACAAGAACGACGAAUAUUCUACUGCAGCUGCUUUCUUCGAGAAAGUAAUUGAAGUAUUUUGUUUCUUACCAGACGAAAACUUGCAGAAAGCGUAUAUCUGGGUAGCACAGUGUUUUUUGAUGAUGGAUCUUGACCAAGCUAAAAGUAAAGUUGAAAAAGUCUUGGUUCGCUUUUCUUCGAACUCCAAAGCACGAAAAUUGCAUGAGGACAUAGUAGAGAAGGCCAAGCAAGCUAAAGCUCAAGAAGAAAAUGCAAGCCAUCUUCCUGAUCAUAGCAAGGGAAAACAACAAGACAAAAAGAUGAGUAAAAUCAAAGACAAUAAAAACGAAGUAAAGAAGAUGGUUGCUGAUCACAAACCUGGCGUUUCAAGUGGCAACGUGUUACCAAAACAGGUAACGGCGAAGACCCAGGGACCCCGUCAAAGCAGUAAUCAACCAUCCCGUUCUGCGACCAAGUCUACUGAUAGUGUUAAUGUUGCAAGUGUUAAUCAAUCAUCCCGUUCUGCCGUCAAGUCUACUGAUAGUGUUAGAACUGGCAAUCGUCACAAUGCAAUGAAUAAUAUUGAUUCGACUUGGGAAGGUUUACCAAAACAGGCAACAGUGAAUACCAAGAAACCCCGUCAAAGCAGUAAUCAACCAUCUCCUUCUUCAACCAAUGCAACAGUGAAUACCAAGGGACCUUGUCAAAGCAGUAAUACACUAUCACCUUCGGCCAAUAGAUAUUCAGUGUUACGUUCCUUCAGCAAUGACGAUUCCACAGUUACCCAAAACAACUCAGCUAAGUCUCCGGUGGUAAAAAAUGGUAUUGCUACACAUGAYAGUGCAAGAAGUAAGGCUGAGAACAGAAACCUUGAGCAGAGUGAGCCUCUUCCAUCGGACGAAUCAAACGAAGGCUCAUUUCAGACUGUCAAAGCUAGAAAGCAUUGCGCUAAAAAUAAAGUUACUGAAAGAAAACCUUUUUGUUUGCCAGAAGGAGUGGAAGUCAUCUGGCAGUCUCUCUAA
Molecule: messenger RNA, 1708 nt
Organism: Actinia tenebrosa (Australian red waratah sea anemone)
Lineage: Eukaryota; Metazoa; Cnidaria; Anthozoa; Actiniaria; Actiniidae
Product: 3'-5' exoribonuclease HELZ2
Molecular function (GO): RNA binding; metal ion binding; 5'-3' DNA helicase activity
Source: RefSeq, a predicted model, not a curated record